Messenger RNA from Carassius carassius (crucian carp), 2435 nucleotides. RefSeq names its product lebercilin-like. NCBI's taxonomy places the organism in Eukaryota, Metazoa, Chordata, Actinopteri, Cypriniformes, Cyprinidae. The coding region runs from base 27 to 2321 and encodes 764 amino acids. The transcript is spliced from 7 exons. Gene Ontology annotation, biological process: intraciliary transport. The record is from RefSeq and is a predicted model, not a curated record. Gene Ontology annotation, cellular component: axoneme.
UUGUGAACUGUAUUGCAGGGAGGGACAUGGACUUGCAUGGGGAUAAUCAGGAAUCAGAGCACAGCCGAUUGUCUCAUCAUAGUGACGGGAAGAUCUCGGAAUCUCCUUUUCGAUCUGGAAAACAGGAAAAAUACCGGAAAGACAACGAAAGCUUGGUUGAGGACCAUGCACGAACCAGAAUGCGAAAGCCGGCCGGAGACCCAGACCGGGAUCGAUGUUCGGAUGGAGAGCGUAGCAGUCCCUCUUUCUACUCGGAUGAUUAUGAAAACAUCUCACACUCAGAUCGGUCUCUCUCUCCGUCAGCCUCUCCGUCUCCACAAAGAAGAGGGAGGUUUAGGAGAGUGUCCAGCAGCCCCUUACAUCGAGCAGGUGUACGUAAAGGUGUGUCACGCCGUUUCCCACCCCACUCCCAUCACCCUAAGCAGCGGUCAGGAGACAUCCGAUCCCAAACUUUGAGUAAAGAUGCUCCAUCUAAAGAAGUGGACCCGGUCACCAAACGCAUGCUGUCUGCCCGUCUGCUAAAGAUCAACGAAUUGAAGAAUGCAUUGUCUGAGCUGAGGCUGCAUGCAGAUGAGUUGCAGCGUGAGAACCGUUUAUUGCGACAGAUGCAGCUGCGGCAAGAGAAAGCUCUGCAUCGCUACAAUGACACAGAGAGCGAGAUCUCGCAGCUGUUGUCUCGUCACAACAAUGAGACUCAUGUACUGCGUGAGAGGCUGAGACGCAGUCAAGAGAACCAGCGCACAGCUGAGCGCAGCCUCAGGGAAACGGACGCCCAACUCCAGCGCUGUCGCAGCCAGCUGCAGAAACUGCAGCAACUUGCAGAUGACCAGAAUCUUGGAGAAAGGGAGGAACUCUCACGAAAACUAACAUACACUCAAGGCAAAUUGCAAGAAAGUGAACGCAGAGUGAAGGAAUUGGAGAAGAACACAGAGCUGAGUAGUGGGAGCUUUCAGAGGCAGCUAGCUAAUGAGAGGAAGAGAACUCAUGAUGCACAACAGGAAGUUAAAGCACUACAGGAGGAAGUGGAGAGGCUUUGCACUAAACUAAAGGAAAAAGAAAAGGAGCUGGAUUCUCGGAAUAUAUAUGCUAACAGGAUGCUGAAAGCUUCUUCCAGAAAAGAAGCUGAGAAUGGCAGCAAGCGAAAAGUCUCCAAUACAACCAGCACUAAGGCAGUACAGACAGAGGACAGGACAUCCUCACUGGACUUCCCAUCACCACCUCCAGCUGUUACCAACGAACUCCCACCUGACGACCGGACUGAUGAUUACCUCUCUCUGAAGCAGGACCAGCAAGGCAGGGAGCAGAGAUCAAGAGAAGCAAAAGAAUGGAAGAUUCAAGAGUUUUGGAGGGAAAGGGAGAAAGAAAGAGACAUGGAAUCUGAGAUGGUACGGACAAGGGAGAAGGAGAGAGAAGAAAAGGCAAUGCGUGACAGAAAUAGAGAAAUGGAGCUGCUGAAAGACCAGGAGAGGCAAAGACUAGAUCAACAGCAGAGCGCAAAUCAGAAGAAUUCAAAGGGAAACAGAGGCCUGGACAGAAAGGAAGAAGAUUGGAAGAGGAUUGGCCUGUCUAUAUCUCAAAAGGAGGAAGAGAGCAGGAAGCGGCGUGAACUGGAAGAGGAACAACUUAAAGCAAGAAAUCUGGAGAUCCAGGCCAUCAGUCAAGAGAGUGCAGAAGAGGAAUGUCAGCGCAAAGAGCAGCUACUGGAUAAGAUGCGUGAGAUCGAAAUGCAGACUCAAGGUCAGGACUCUGACUUCUUUUCCGAUGACACGGGAAGUGUCCGCUCUCCUCCACGGUUGUCUGAACAACGCAACCACAACGGUAUUUUCAAAUCCACAGAACCAGAAGAGAACACAAACACAUUGGCGAGUGGGAGAAGAGUGGGUGGUCUCCAAACACAUGGACCAAGUGAGGAUCUUGAUCUUGCUUUUGGCAGCUACGCCCCUUCUUUUGGUAAAUCUGCCCCCCGUGUUGGUUUAGGUGCACGCAAUGCAAACCAGCCACCUCGACACCUAGAUGAAGGGCUGGAUCUGGGGAGCCUAGUCAAAGAAAGGAAGUCCAACCUCAUGCAGCAACUUUUUGGUGCCUCUGCCACACCACCUCUUUCUGAUCCAUCCAGCAGGAUGGAGAUCCUAAGCCCCCCUCUAACAAGCCAGUUGACAUCAGGACCAGUGGGUGGACGCAGGAGGGACACAGACACACCGAAUGAACUAAACAUCAGUUCCCUCCCCAACAAUAGGAGCGCUCUGCAUGUCUCUGAGAGCCGACCUGCGGUCAGGGCCAUUACGUCAUUUGAUGAUGACAUAGAAGAAGUCACACUCUGAAUAAGGAGCUUUUAUAGCCAACAAGAAAGAAUCUGUUUUUUGAAAACACAAGGAAAGAUUGUUCUGAGCUCCCUUAUGAAAUAAUAGCUGAUUAAACAAUGUUUAGUUUGCUAA